This is a messenger RNA of Schistocerca piceifrons (Central American locust), 570 nucleotides long. Its product is annotated as homeobox protein Hox-B4-like. Bases 1 to 570 code for a protein of 189 amino acids. Lineage: Eukaryota; Metazoa; Arthropoda; Insecta; Orthoptera; Acrididae. The record is from RefSeq and is a predicted model, not a curated record. Gene Ontology annotation, molecular function: RNA polymerase II cis-regulatory region sequence-specific DNA binding; DNA-binding transcription factor activity, RNA polymerase II-specific. The transcript is spliced from 3 exons. Gene Ontology annotation, biological process: anterior/posterior pattern specification; regulation of transcription by RNA polymerase II. Gene Ontology annotation, cellular component: nucleus.
AUGAGUUCGUUUUUGAUGAACCCGUCCGGCGGAGCCCAGGCGUCGGCGGGCGCGGCGACGGCGGUGUCCGCCGUCGGGUACCACCAGCUGCACCACCAGCACCACGCGCCGCACCAGCCGCAGCACCAGCAGCUGGCGCCGCAGCCGCAGCAGUUGCUGGUCGACCCCAAGUUCCCGCCGAGCGAGGAGUACAGCCAGAGCAACUACAUCCCGGCCGACUUCUUCGGCAGCGCCGCGGCGCAGUACCAGGCCCCGCAACAGCCGUGCGGCCCGCAUCCUCCCCCGCAGCCGCUGACGCCCGCCAACAGCGGAGGCGGCACGCCGAGCCCGCCACCGCCGCCUCCGCCGCCCCCGCAGGCGGCCCAGCCGCCCCCGGGGGCGGCGGUGACCGCCGCGCAACCCCAGCCGCAGCCGCAGGGGCCGCCCAGCGGGGCGGAUAACCUGGAAGACGACCAGGAGGACGAAGAGGCGGAGGAGGCGGAACCGGACGACAGCUCCGGGUCCGGGGAGCGAAUCAUCUACCCGUGGAUGAAGAAGAUCCACGUCGCUGGAGUCGCUAAGUCACCCUAA